AUGUCAAGUGUUUUAAGAGGCGGUCCAAUUAGAGGCAGAGGUGGCAGAGGCGGCAGAGGUGGUAGGGGUGGUAGAACUCCACUUGAACGUCCAGGUGCAAGAUCAGAUGCUUCGCAAUCUUCUAAAAAAACAUUCAAACCCUUCAACAAUAAUAAUAACAACGAAAACGAAAACGAAAACGAAAAUGAAAGAUCAAACAAAAAACAAUCAACAUUUUUAAGCGAAUUAAAGAAAUCACCAAUUGCUUUGUUAGGUAGUGAAGAGCUUAGAGAAUUAAAAUUAAAGCUUAUCAAUAUUGUAUCAGCUUCAUUAAUCAAAGAACCAAGAGUUAAUCAUCUCACUCCAACAUUGGAAACAAUUAUGUCAUGUGUUUAUACACUUUCAUACUAUGACCCAGAGUUUGUUUUAAAACUCAUCCUUUACACUCGUGAUGAAUUGGGUAUUCGUACUGUAGCAAACUAUAUGAUUUGUUUAGCAUCACUCUUCCCAACAACUCAACCAUUUUUAAAAAAGUAUUUCAAACACUUAAUUAGAAUCCCAUCUGAUUGGUUAGAAUUACCAACUAUUCUUUCAAAAUUAACAGAAACCAAUAACAUUCCAAAAUCAUUAAGAAAUGUAAUGGUUGAAAAAUUCAAAGAUUUUGAUACCUAUCAAUUAGGAAAGUAUAAUACUGAAGGUAAAAUUAAAAGAAAGAGAAAGAAGUUAAAGGAAUUAAUUAAAAGCAAUCCAGACCAAAAGGAUGAUUUAAUCAGCAAAUCUCAAGCCAACCAAACUGCAUCAUUAAAGAACUUGAUUAGAGUACUUCAUAUCUCUGAACCAGUAUCUAGUGUCAUGUCUAUUCUUGGCAAGAAAUAUCCAUUAACCUAUGAAGAGUGGAUUAAAAAUAAACUUCCAGGUACCUUUGAACCAGAGCGUGCUGGUAAAAGAAUGAAAUUACCAGUCCCAGAAACUUGGGAGACCUUAGUAUCAGCCAAAGGUAACAACUCUGCUACUUGGGAAGAAUUAAUGCAACACAAUAAACUUCCAUUCAUGGCAAUGUUAAGAAAUCUUCGUAAUAUGAUGAUUACUGGUGUACCUGCUUCAGUCCAUAAGCAAAUUAUUUCAAAAUUAACCAAUGAACAAACCAUUGCAAAUUCAAAACAAUUUCCAUUAAGAUUUUUAGCUGCCUAUGAUGCAAUUCCAAAGGAUGUUGAAGAAUUAAAAACUUGGUCCACACAAAAGAAAACUAAAAUUCAAUAUUAUCCACCAGCAGAUUUAUUAAAAACUUACAGAGAAGCUUUAGACACUGCAGUUAAAUUAUCAACAAUUCACAAUGUUAAACCAAUUCGUGGUAAUACUGUCGUAUUCUGCUAUGUAACCAGUGAUAGUAAUAGCGAACAAUGUAAAUCAAAUACCUCUGGUAAAUACUCAAUGUUAGAAUCAUCUAUUCUUUUAAGUUUAAUGUGCAAAUAUGUCUGUGAAGAAUGUGACCUCUAUUUGGUUGGUUAUAAACCAGAUGAAUCAGAACAAACCUAUUUCAAAGUUCAAGAACUCCAAAGUGAUUCAAUUUUAGAAAACAUGAAAUCUAUUAAAUCUAUGAUCUCAAGAGUUUUCAUGGAUCACAAGACCCUUAAUCCUCCAGAUUUCCCAACCAAUGUUAUCAUUGACCAAUUCCUUUUACCAAAAGCUAAAGUUGAUAAUAUUUUAAUUCUUAACCACAAAACUGUAGAAUUAGAUUCAGAACCAAGUAAAAGAAAUAUUUUAAGCAAAUAUCGUCAAGAUGUUAAUCCAGAAUUAUUAUUUGUAAAUAUCAAUUUAUCUGGACAAGCUUCAUUAAAUGCCUCCGCAUCCACAGAGUCUGAAAGACAUCAAAACGAUGUUUACAUUAGUGGUUUCAGUGAUUCAAUUCUUAAAUUUAUUGCUGAGCGUGGUGGUACAGAUCAACAACUUCAAUAUAUUGAAAAGAUUGAUGAAAUCAAAAAGAUUCAAGAUGUAAAGAAAACAAAUCAAGCUGCUGCUUCUGUAGUUGCCACAACUGAUGAAAAGAAAGAACAAUCAUCAGCAUCAGCAUCAGCAUCAUUAUUAACUCAAAAAGAAAAACCAUGGAGAAAUGCUAAAGUUUUUAUUUCAUCUACUUUCUUGGAUAUGCAAGGUGAAAGAGAUAUGUUAGUUAAAAGAGUUUUCCCAGAACUCAGAGCCAAAUGCUUAAAACAUAGAAUUCAUCUCACUGAAGUUGAUUUACGUUGGGGUAUUACCGAAGAAGAUGCUCAAAAGAAUAGAUCUGUCGAUUUAUGUUUAGAUGAAGUCGAUCGUUGUCGUCCAUUUUUCAUUGGUCUUUUAGGUGAACGUUAUGGUUGGGUACCAAAAAAAGAACAAAUCCCCAGCGAUCCAAAAUAUGAUUGGAUUAGAGAACUUCCAUCAUUAAGAUCAAUGACAGAGUUAGAAAUUCUUCAUGCUUGUUUCAAUAAAAACAAACCAUCUUCAGCUCCAUUAAUCUAUAUUAGAGAUCCAUCAUUCAACCAACAAGUACCAAAAGAAUUCAAAGACCAAUUCGAUAGUGAAGAUCGUAGUAGCGCUGAAAAAUUAAAUGCAUUAAAACUUAAAAUUGGAAAAGAAAAUUCAGGUGCUAAAUAUUCCCACUAUAGCGCCAGAUGGGGUGGAUUAAAUGGUGAUGGUAAGCCAGUAGCUGGUGAUCUCUAUGAAUUAUGUGAAAAGAUUCAAAGUGAUCUUUGGGAAACACUUGUAAGUACCUAUAAUCUCAGUACUGGAGGUAAGCCUGAGUGGUUGAAUUGUUACAACGAUUCAAACCAAGAUGCUGAAUUUGAUCCAUUCGAAUACGAAUUAAACCAACACCAAAUCUAUUCAGACUUAAAGUGCAAAAAUUUCGUUGGCCGUAAAGAUGAAAUCAAUUCACUUUUCAAAUUCUGUGACAUUACACGUCCUUUCCUUUCAAGUCGUGUAUCUAAACUCCAAUUCAAUAAAUCAAAUACCCUCCUUGUUACCGGUAAACCAGGUUGUGGUAAAUCAGCUCUUGUCUCAUACUUUACCAAUAAAGCCUUACCAGAGUUCUACCAAAAGAACAAACAAAGCAAACACAUUAUCAUCUCACACUAUAUUGGUUCCACCAGUGACUCAAUCGAUAUUAGAAAGACCUUAACAAUGAUUUGUAAUCAAACUAACAUCAAACUAGGUCUUGGUGAAAACUUUAAUGCCAACAUAGAGAUCUCUGAAUUAAAGAUUACAUUUGCACAAUUCUUAAAGAAAGCAGCAUUAAAAGCCUCACAAAACUCUCAAAAGGUAUUAUUACUUAUCGAUGGUCUCGAUCAAUUAGAUAAAAAGAACCGUGCCCAUACUUUAGAUUGGUUACCAAUUGCAUCACCAAUUAAAAUCAUCAUUUCAACUCUUGAUGGUGAUCAUACACUCAGUGUUCUUCGUCGUAGAAAGACCCCACCAACCGAAAUCUCAAUUGCUCCAAUGGAAAUGAAAGAUCGUCAUUUAUUGGUUAAAUCCAAAUUUGAUGACUUUAGAAAGAAACUCGAUGAAUCUGCUGGUAAUAAUCAAAUGUCAUUACUUUUAAACAAGUCUGAUGCCAACAAUCCACUUUAUUUAGUAUUAGCUUGUGAAGAGCUCCGUUACUUUGGUCAAUUCGAAAAUCUUACUGACAAGAUUAAAGGUUUAGCUCCUACUCUUACCAAACUCUUUGAUGACAUUUUGGAUCGUCUUGAAUCUGAAUUUGGAAAACAAUUAAUCGCUACUAUUUUAGGUUCAAUCGCUUGCUCCCGUAUUCCACUCUUUGAAGAUGAUUUACUUCAAAUCUUAGCCAGACCCGAAGUUAAAGGUGAAGUACAAUUCCCAAUUGCAUUAUGGUCAAGAAUCUAUCGUGGUAUUUCAUCAUUAUUAGUCGAAUCAUUCGAAGAUAAAGAAUCCAACUCAAUCGACAGAGGUUUAGAAUUUUUCCACAAUCAACUUAAAUUAGCCGUAUUCAAGAGAUACCACUCUCUCAGCGAUUCCUCAACUCGUAUCCAUAAGUUAUUAGCAAACUACUACUUGACAAAAGCAGACCCAGAAGCAGAUAAACAUUGGAAUGGCUCCGAAGCUUUAGCAUUCUCUGAAUUACCAUAUCAUUUAACUAAAGCAAGACUUUUCAAUCAAUUAGAAGAUACCCUUUGCAACAUCAAAUUUGUUGAAAAGAAAUGUAGAUUUGGACUUACUUUUGAAUUGAUUUCCGAUUACCUCGAAAUUACUGGUGAUGAUUUACCAGAAAAAGAAAAGAACAGUUUAAACGCCCCAUCUCGUUUAAUUAAAAACAAAGAUCUUCUCGAACACAUUAAAGAUUUUUGUGAUUUUGUUUCUUCCAACACCCAUAUUUUAUCAAAGUCACCAGAACUUACUUUCCAACAAGCCUACAACCAACCAAAUACCUCCUAUUGUCAUAAAGUUGCUUCACAAAAUAUUUUCUCAUCCUCAAGCUGGAUCGAAUGGGUCAAUAAACCACAACACAAAGAUAAUUGUAAACAAACCAUCACUGGUUUAGAAAAUGGUGCUACUGCUGUCGCAUAUAGUCGUGAUGGUAGUUUAAUUGCAUCUGCUGGUAAAGAUUCAAUUAUUCAUAUUUAUAAAGCAUCAAAUGGUUCUGAAGUUUUAACUUUAGUUGGUCAUUCAAACUGGAUAUCAUGCUUCUCGUUCAGUGAUGAUAACAAGACCUUAGCCUCCUCCUCAUGGGAUGAAACUGUUAUCAUUUGGGAUCUUGUUGUCGGUAAUCAAAUUCAUCAAUUCAAAGACCAUAAACGUGCUGUUAAUUAUUUAGAAUUCUCACCAACCAAUAACAACUUAUUAAUGUCAUGUGCAUGGGACAGCUCAAUUAUCAUUUUCAAUACCUAUGAUAAAAAUAUCUUUAGAAUCUUUAGAUCUGCUCAUUCUAAACCAGUCAAUAGUUGCAGCUGGUCACCAGAUGGUUCAAUGAUUGCUUCAUCUGCAUGGGAUGGCACUGUUAAAAUUUGGAACCCACAUGAUACAAUCGCUAAAAAUCGUUUGCUUCAUGUUAUUGAUCAAUCUCUUGUUUAUGGUUCAAUUAAAUCAUGUAAAUUCUCUUCAAAUUCUAAACAAAUCUAUGCCACAACUAUGAAGAACGAUGUUUUGCUAUUCGACAUACAAUCACAAAAAUUAGUAUCAAUUCUUGGUAGUCACUCCAAAUCAGUAAACCACUGUGCUUUAUCCAAAGAUGGUAACUAUCUUAUCACUGGUUCAGAUGAUGCUACAAUUAAAGUAUGGUCCUCACAAUUAGGUAAAGAACUUUCAAGCCAUCAUCUUUCAAAUGAUUUCUGGGCUAAUUGUAUGGCAUUCCAUCCAACUAAACCAAUUUUAGCUGUUGGUGCUACCGACUGUACUGUUAGACUCUAUGAUGUAUCAAGUAAUACUAUAUAUCGUGAAAUCGCCAAAUUCCAUGGUCAUACUCGUUCCAUUACAAGCAUCAGCUUCUCUAUUAGUGGUAAUUUAAUUGCCUCAACAUCUGAAGAUCUUUCUAUCAAAGUUUGGAAUAUCGAGUCACAAAAAGCUGAAUAUGCUAUCGAAAAAGCCCACAAUGACCCAAUUAACUGUGUAGCAUUUAGUCCAAAGAAUGAACAUCUAUUAAUCUCAUGCUCUGACGAUUAUAGCACCAAAGUAUGGUUAAGAGGAAACCCUGUCGUUACACUCUCAACUGAAGGCUCAACCAAUACCAUUAAACACUGUACCUUCUCGCCAGAUGGAAAAUACAUUGCAACAGUAUCCCGUGAUUGCACAAUCGGACUUUAUUUAGCAGAAAGCUAUAAACUUUUAAAUAGACUCAGAGGUCAUACCGAUUGGAUCAACUUUUGCACUUUCUCACCAGAUUCAAAGAAAUUAGUCUCUGGUGGCUGGGAUUUCAAUAUUCGUGUAUGGAACGUCAGAACUCAAAAAGAAACCUUAUGUCUUAAAGGUCAUACUAGCUCCAUCGAAAAAGCUUUCUUUACCGCAGAUCAAAAGUAUAUUAUCAGUUGCAGCUUUGAUGGCUCUGUUAGAGUUUGGGAUUCUGAAUUUGGUAGUGAAAUUACAACACUCCACCAUGCAUCUCGUAUCAGCGAUGUUGUUGAUUCAAAGGACAAUUCUGGUAGAAUCUUUUCUUCCUCCGAUGAUGGUAUCAUUAAAUCAUGGUACCCAGUAUCUGGUUCAUGUUUAGCUACAUUUGCUGGUCAUUCUGGUGCCGUUAAUAUGGUUGAUAUUAAACCAUCAAGCAGUGGCUCAGGUUUUGGUGGUUUCUCCUCAUUCUCAUCAUCAAGCAAAUCAGACAGUGCUCAAUCCUUGUCAUUUGCAUCUGCCUCAAGCGAUGGUACAGUUAAACUUUGGGAAUUUAACUCUUCUAAAAAUCUUUUAUCUGCCCACAAAGGUCCAAUCAAUAAAUGUGUAUUUUCAAAGUGCGGUAACUAUAUUGCAUCAGCUGGUCAAGACUCUGUAUUAAAUAUUUGGGACUCCACAACCCUUGUAAAUCUUAGAACCUUAAUUUUAGACUCACCAGUUACUGCAUGCACUUUUGAUCCACAAGGCCUAUUAUUUAUUGGUUUACAAAAUGGUACCUUUAAUAUAUAUAAUAAAACAUGGGACUCAGUUAUUCAUUCAGGUUUUUCAGAAAGUAAGAUUUCAUAUGCAUCAUCAAGUGUAGCUAAUAUUUUUGCAUUCUCAACUUGGGAAAAUGUAGUUUUCAUUGUCAAUUUGGAAACCAAAUCCAAAACACCAUUAAUGGAAUUCGAGGAUUGGGUAGAGGUUGUAGAAUUUUCAAGUAAAGGUAGUGUUUCAGCUGCAGGAACAAGAACAAAGGAUUUAGCAGUUUUUGAUCCACAAUCAGGAAAACAUUCAUACAAAAACGCCUCUAGCUAUACUACCUCGCUUUCAUUCUCACCAAAUGAAACCCAAUUAGCCAUAGGUUCAUUUGAUGGCUCUGUACAACUCUUAAACUCUGAAACAGAAAAAUUUGUUAGAAUUCUCACCGCCCAAACUUCAUCAAUUACUGGUUUAAGAUUUUUAGAUUCAGACCGUCUCGUUUCAGUAUCAAGCGAUCGUUCAUUAGUAGUAUGGAAUUUCAAACUCUCUGCCAUUGAAAAUGAAUUCAUUCAUAAUUCACCAAUCACCUCAUUGGAUAUCCACCAAAAUAAUAUUAUCACAUCCGAUACAAAUGGUAAUAUUUAUUUCUUAAAAUAUCAUAAAAAAAAUUAA
This is a messenger RNA of Dictyostelium purpureum, 7206 nucleotides long. RefSeq lists its product as uncharacterized. The record is from RefSeq and is a predicted model, not a curated record. The coding region runs from base 1 to 7206 and encodes 2401 amino acids. The transcript is spliced from 3 exons. Gene Ontology annotation, cellular component: telomerase holoenzyme complex. Gene Ontology annotation, molecular function: telomerase activity; telomerase RNA binding; protein binding. Lineage: Eukaryota; Evosea; Eumycetozoa; Dictyosteliales; Dictyosteliaceae. Gene Ontology annotation, biological process: telomere maintenance via recombination.